Messenger RNA from Salvia splendens (bonfire salvia), 2360 nucleotides. Its product is annotated as probable galacturonosyltransferase 4. The transcript is spliced from 9 exons. NCBI's taxonomy places the organism in Eukaryota, Viridiplantae, Streptophyta, Magnoliopsida, Lamiales, Lamiaceae. Bases 182 to 2077 code for a protein of 631 amino acids. Gene Ontology annotation, molecular function: polygalacturonate 4-alpha-galacturonosyltransferase activity. The record is from RefSeq and is a predicted model, not a curated record.
CAGUUUAUGCUCAACUCAUCUUCUUCUCUAUUUCGUUACUGAAUCACAGUAUAAUCCAUUUUUACAUUUGAUUGAAUUUUCUGCGCAUUUGGUUUGUCGUUUUUUGUAUAAUGGCGUAAAUUGUUACUAAUUUCUUCGAGAGGGGAAGUCCAAGAUUGGCCGUGGAAGAACAAAGGGAAAGAUGAAAAUGAAGCUGAGGAAGUUUUUACUUCUCUUUCUGCCGCUGACGUUUGUUGCUCCAAUUCUUCUCUGCACCGACACUCUUCAGUUCUACUUCCCUUCCUCUACUUCUAGGAAUGAGUUCGUGGAAGAUGUUUCCGCAUUUGAAUUAUCAGUACCACUGAAAGAACCACUGCGCACAUCUUACCCUAGAGCAUCAUCUGGAGAGAUUACUCGCAUUACAAGACAGCUAACUGAAGAUUCAGCUGAAGAUGAAACUGAAAACUCAUCCAGCCGUGGAAGCAACAAGCAGUCCUUGGAUGGGAAUGCCAUAAGACAGGUGAUAGGUAAUGUGCAUGAGACUCAGGUUGUGACAGGGAAGGGAACGUCUUAUAAAAUUAAAUCAAGGGAGAAUGAAGAGAUUCUCUCCCUCCAUUCUGAUGGCACAACAGAAAAGUCUUUAGAGAGAAAGGAAAUGAAACAUAUAAAUGGUCCUAGAGAAAAAGUGCACACUAAGACCGAGAAACAGAAUGAACGAACAGUUCUUCCAGAUGCACGUCUCCGCCUGCUUAAGGAUCAACUUAUGCAGGGAAUGAUUUAUCUUUCCCUCCCAGCAACUAGAAAUAAUGCUCAGUUUAUUAAGGAGCUGCGGUUGCGUAUCAAGGAAGUUCGACGCGCAAUUGGGGAUUCCACCAAUGAUUCCGAGCUGCCGAAGAACGCUCAUGAGAAAUUGAAAGCAAUGGAGCAAACUCUGUUAAAAGGGAAACAGAUACAAAAUGAUUGUGCUGCUAUGAUAAAGAGACUCCGUGCAAUGCUUCAUUUGUCUGAGGAGCAGCUUCGUGUCCAGAAGAAACAGGCCUUAUUUUUGACGCACUUAACUGCAAAGACAACUCCUAAAGGGCUUCAUUGUCUUCCUUUGCGCCUUUCGACAGAAUAUUUCUUGUUGAACUCAUCUCAAAUGCAUUUCCCUGACAAGGAAAUAUUAGAUGACCCCAAGUUAUACCACUAUGCCUUGUUUUCAGAUAAUAUACUGGCUGCAGCAGUUGUUGUGAACUCCACAAUAACCCAUGCAGAGGAUCCUUCAAAACAUGUCUUCCACAUUGUCACUGAUAGGCUAAACUAUGCUGCAAUGAACAUGUGGUUUAUAGCAAAUCCCCCUAGCAAAGCAACAAUAAAGGUUCAGAAUGUCGAGGAGUUCACAUGGUUUAAUUCAAGUUACAGUCCAAUUCUUCGGCAGCUGCCAUCCACAAAUUAUUACUUCAAAGGCCGUCGUGCUGAAUCUGAUUCGGGCUUUAGAUAUAGAAAUCCAAAAUACCUCUCAAUCAUGAAUCAUCUGCGCUUUUACCUUCCACAGAUCUUUCCGAAGCUGGACAAAGUUUUGUUCUUAGAUGAUGAUAUUGUAGUGCAGAAGGAUCUUACUGGCCUGUGGUCUACUGAUCUUAAGGGUAAAGUCAUAGGUGUCGUUGAAACAUGUGGAGAAAGCUUUCACCGGUUUGACCGCUACCUUAAUUUUUCAAAUCCUAUUAUCUCAAAGAGUUUCGACCCACGAGCUUGUGGAUGGGCAUUUGGCAUGAAUAUAGUUGAUCUGAACAAGUGGAGGAAACAAAAUAUCACCGAUGUGUACCACAAAUGGCAGAACCUGAAUCGGGAUAGACUCUUAUGGAAACUAGGAACCCUGCCACCAGGUUUGAUAACCUUUCAGAAUCACACCCACGCUCUUGAAAGAUCUUGGCAUGUCUUGGGACUUGGUUAUAAUCCAAAUAUACCUCAAAAGGAUAUUGAACGAGCAGCAGUUAUACAUUACAACGGAAAUUUAAAACCAUGGCUUGAGAUUGCCAUCCCAAAGUUCCGAAACUACUGGGCAAAGUUUGUGGACUAUGAUCAGCUAUACUUGCGUGAGUGCAACAUCACCCCUUAAAUGCAAAAUGCCACAUCGUGAUGUCAUUCUGGAGUGUCAUGGCAGUACAUAUCCCAGUUCAUUGAUGGUGCUCGGUAAUGUCUCGGCCCGGUACAGCUGUUGGUGCAACUACUUUUUUUUUUCAGACAUGAACUAGAAUUUCUUUACAAUAUAUAGAUGUCUACUAGGCUACUACUACCCAUACAUAUUGUUUCUAUUAAUAUUCGUGUUCUGAUUUACUUUGUAUAUGAACCAACUUAAAUCAGCAGUAAUUUCUCUAUUGCCUUGUUACUUUGAAAGCUAA